ACAAUUUUUACGAGUUCGGGAUUGAAUCUAUCCCAGGACUGCACGCCCUCUAUCCUCCCUACUCUUCACCUUCAACGCCUCGCCUCUCUCCUUUCACCGGUCACCGGGCAUCCUAGUUCCUUUACCUUUUCAUGAUACCCAUUGGUGCUAGUUCAGAUAAGUACUUCUUUCUUGCUCCUUUUCACUGUUUCCUUUGUUAUCCUGAUCUGUCCACUCGAGAUCACUACUCUCUGUAUGUUCCCUCUGAGCCUCAUCUGCCUCCAAGAUCCUGUCAUGCUGGCUAUCUUGUACGCCGCGUUAGACCCUCGGCCAUCAGUGCACUACUCUUUUCCUUCUCUGGCUCAUAUACUUGUACAUUAUUACUCGGAAAUGGGAUAUAUCGGCGUUUUAUCUUCAUAUUGUUUAGAGUUUAAUUGCAAUAAUAUACUACCUGUCCUGGUUCAUAGUAUUCAUAAUAUCUCUUCACUUAGUACUCGUCCUAGGUUAUAACAUAUACUACUUAGUAGUGUGUAUAUAUAUAUAUCAGUAUGUGUAGUC
Molecule: messenger RNA, 537 nt
Organism: Aspergillus vadensis CBS 113365
Lineage: Eukaryota; Fungi; Ascomycota; Eurotiomycetes; Eurotiales; Aspergillaceae
Exons: 1
Coding region: 132-413 (93 amino acids)
Source: RefSeq, a predicted model, not a curated record